Messenger RNA from Sorghum bicolor (sorghum), 2489 nucleotides. RefSeq names its product dof zinc finger protein DOF2.4. Gene Ontology annotation, molecular function: DNA-binding transcription factor activity; DNA binding. NCBI's taxonomy places the organism in Eukaryota, Viridiplantae, Streptophyta, Magnoliopsida, Poales, Poaceae. Gene Ontology annotation, biological process: regulation of DNA-templated transcription. Bases 547 to 1611 code for a protein of 354 amino acids. The transcript has a single exon. The record is from RefSeq and is a predicted model, not a curated record.
GCAGCCUUGGUCACGUCUUCGUCGUCGGCGGCUAUAAAACUAGGUUAGACGUCGUGCGGCCCCUUCUCUCUCGCUCGCUCGCCGCUCGAUCAUCACACAGUUUCACUCGUGGCGCGCGCUUGGUUGGAGCAGCGAAGAGUGGUUGCUGUUGUGCUUCGCUGAGCAGCGGACGGAGGCGGCCGGUAUUUCUUCUUAGUGCGUAGUAUCGCCAUCAGCGCUCAAUAAUACAUACUGCACGCCCGCUUUGUUUUGUAGCUCUUGUCAGCGAACCUUCCCCCGCCUGAAAACCCCACCCACCCCUUCCUCGCCGAUCCUCCUAGCUAGCGCUUCACUUGCUCCAUUCCACCACCCAUCUCCCUCCUCCUCCUCCUCGCCUUUCCUCUCUCUCUCGCUCGCUCGUGCUCUCCUCCUCGCGGAUCACCGGAGGCUACCUAGCUCGACCGGCGCGGCCGAUCUAGCUCGCCGCCGCUUUCAGCUCGAUCAGCUGCGCACGUCGACCACCUGUGCUGCGAGGCGGCAGACUAGUAGAGAGAGAGACAGAUACAGAUGGCUGGCGCGGGGGGUGCGACGGCUGUGCAGCAGCCGGCGGCGGGGGCGCCCGCCGCCGCUGGUGGGGCCGCCAGGAGCGGGGUCGGGGCAGGCGCCGCGGGGGCGCCGGUCGCCGACCCGCGCGCCGAGGCGCUGCGGUGCCCGCGCUGCGACUCGGCCAACACCAAGUUCUGCUACUACAACAACUACUCGCUGUCGCAGCCGCGGCACUUCUGCAAGGCGUGCAAGCGCUACUGGACGCGCGGGGGCACGCUCCGCAACGUCCCCGUCGGCGGGGGCUGCCGCAAGAACAAGCGCUCCAGGAGCAGCGGCGGAGCCGGCGGGAGGAACGGGUCCUCCUCAUCCGCCUCCGCUGCCGCGGCAGCCGUCACGUCGUCCUCGGCGGCGUCGACGCUGUCCCUCCCGCCGCCGACGGGGUCCCUGCCGUCGCUGACCUCGGCGCUGGGCCUGCCCGGGGGCGCAUCGCUCGCGUCGCUCCUCCUCGGGACCGCCGGCUCUGGCGGUGACCACCUCGGUCUCUUCCAGGCCGCCAUGCAGUCGGUGGUCUCCUCGGAGGCGACCGCCUACGAGAUGCAGCAGCAGCAGUCGCAGGUGGACCACCUGCUAGGCCUCGGCUACGGAGGCGCCACCGGCGCCGGCGCGCAGAUCCACCUCAAGCCGUGGAUGCAGGAGGCCGCUGGCGCGGGCGGGAUCAUGGACAGCUUCUACGCGCCGCUGCUGUCCAGCUCCCUCGUGCCGGGGCUGGAGGAGCUGCACGUCAAGGCGGAGGUCGCCGGCGCCGGGGAUCACCAGCAGAAGCCGGCGCCCGGGGACCAGCAGAGCGCCAGCUGGGAGCUGCCGACGCCGUCCUCGUCCAACGUCGACGCCAACGUCAUCGCGUCCGACGCGCUCAUGGCCGCCGCGGCCGCGUCCAUGAACCCUGCGGUUAGCAGCUCCACCUCCACGGCGCCAACAACCGUCCCGUCCUCGUUCAUGUACUGGGGCAACGGCGGCAUUGGCGGCGCUGCCGCGGCGUGGCCAGACCUCGCCAACUGCGGAUCCUCCAUUGCCACGCUCUUCUAGCCGCCUGGGCUGUCCUGCUGGCCUCGUUAACUUUGUUUUUUUUUACCUUAAUUUUCUGGUUAAUUUUUUCUUGACUAAAAUAACAUGUAAUUUGUGGGGAAAGCUGAGAUGAGAGAAAGAGCACUGUGGAAGAAUGAAGAGAGCUAGAUCAUCUCACCACCUCAUAGGGCAGAGAAUUAGACAAAUCAAACAAUGAUCCAAUAUUUCAAGAGGAUUUCUUCGCCGAGUCUCAACUUCAUCUCGGAUCUAUGGUCUUCGCCGUCGAGCGAUGAUCAAGACCAUCCACACCUAGCGUGCAUGGAUUUAGGAGGAGGAGGAGGAGGAGGAGGAGAUCAUGAGACCAUGGGGAGCUAGAGAGAGCAAUUAAAGAAGCCAAGAAGAAGUGUAAGUGCAGUGCUGCCAUGACACUAUACUUGAUUUGCUACUUCUUGGCUAGCUUCUCCUUUGGUGUUUUGUACAUAGGGCAUAUGGUGUGUGGGGAUACAAUAGCUAAGGUGGCCCAUGAGAGAUCAUGGUGCAAGUCAUGAGCCUCUCUCUCUCUCUCAUCUCGGCAUUUUAAAUCAGUGUGUUUAAUUGGUUACUCUCUCUCUCUCUCUCUACCAUGGAUUUGGGAAGAACUCUCUAGAUGUACAAGUUAAUACUAGUACUUUCUACACCUUUUGCAGCUGAAUUAGAGAACUGUUUUUGAGUUCUCAUGCAUUAGAGUUGUCAAGGGUUCAUGCAUCAAGUUUUCUUCUUUCUUCCUUUUUUCCUACUUCUAGAGUGGAAUUAAUUUCUCCUUCUUUCUCGGGGGGUUUUGUUCAAACUUGGCUUGUACGAAUUAUGAUGGCUUUGUGAGUUAUGAGAAAUUUAAACAUCUGGCACUUCUCAUGAUGGUA